Vidua chalybeata is the source of this 8888-nucleotide messenger RNA. RefSeq names its product non-SMC condensin II complex subunit G2 (gene NCAPG2). The record is from RefSeq and is a predicted model, not a curated record. NCBI's taxonomy places the organism in Eukaryota, Metazoa, Chordata, Aves, Passeriformes, Viduidae. The transcript has 28 exons. The coding region runs from base 210 to 3647 and encodes 1145 amino acids. Gene Ontology annotation, biological process: mitotic sister chromatid segregation. Gene Ontology annotation, cellular component: nucleus; condensin complex.
UCGUGUCCCCUCGUGUCCCCUCCGAGCGGCUCCCGGGGCCGGUGUCUCCUCCGGCGGUGCUGCCGUGCGCCGCGGGCUCUUCUACGCGCGUGUCGGCCGGCUUCAUUCCGCUCCGCUGAGGCGGCGCCGCGGUCUUGGAAGCGCGUCCCGCGGAUCCGUGAGGGUUCGGCCGCUCUGAGGGAGCCCCAGUAGGAAAGACCAAUUCCAGGAUGAAACGUGAAGCAUUUUUGCAAGUUGUGUCUAAAGAGUCAAUUGAAGACUUCCUGCUCUACACUCAGAAUCCUAAAAACACAUUUGAUCAUUUUGACUUGAAUGAGCUACUUCAAGAAUUGCCAAGAAAGCAAAAACAAGUGUUAUGGCAGAGACUGACACAGCUAUUGACAGAGAGCUUGAUGGAGAACCCUGUGGAAACAUGGCACAAGUAUGGAGAUGGUAACAGUGAUGAUGACAUGGAAGUUGAGAUAGUUACAGAAAUGAAACAGACUGUAGCAGUGAUCCAAGGAGUGGCAGCUGUCGUUACUGCUUCCAUACCUGCAGUGGAUGAAAAUGUAAACUACAAAGCUCUUGUAGAAUGUGUUUUUAUACUAAAUGGUAUUCUUCCUGCAUUAUCUGCAUCUGAAAAAAUCCUACAGCAUGCCAUCCAACGUGUGUGUGAAAUGUGGUGGGAGAAGGGACUGGAGGGGAAGGAGCAGCUGGGGAAGACUCUGUUUGUCAUUCUGCUGAGAAAAAGCCUGAAUAAAGCUGCUACGGGUGCAGAUAUAGUUCGUGUAUGGAAUCUACAUCAGACAUUACUUUGUUUUGAUUAUGAUUCAGAUGAGAGUAAUGAAGUCAAGGACUUGUUGCUUCAGUGUUUUUUGAGUGUAAAACACAUUAAGAAAGAAGAGGGAAGAAGACUCUUAAGUUUUUUGUUCAGCUGGAAUGUAAAUUUCAUUAAAAUGAUACAUGGAACUGUUAAAAACCAAUUACAGUUCUUACCAAGAUCCUUGGUGGAAUACAUUUCAGAAGUUUACUUCAGGGCCUGGAAGAAGGUGUCAGGAGAAUUCAUAGAGGUACUUGAAUACAACUGCAUUCAGGAUUUCAUGCAUCAUGGAAUUCAUCUUCCCAGAAGUUCUCCUGUUCAUUCUAAAGUUAGAGAGAUCCUGAGUUAUUUUCAUAAACAAAGUAAAGUCCGUCAAGGAGUUGAAGAAAUGCUUUAUAGAUUGUAUCAGCCCAUUCUCUGGAGAGCACUAAAGGCCAGAAACUCAGAAGUUCGAGCAAAUGCAGCAUUUUUGUUUGUUGAUGCUUUUCCUGUUCGCGAUCCCAGUUUUACUGCUGAAGAGAUGGACAGUGAAAUUCAGAAACAGUUUGAAGAACUUUUUAGUCUCUUAGAAGAUCCUCAUCCAGUUGUCCGCUCUACAGGGAUACUUGGAGUUACUCAGAUCAUAUCCAAAUACUGGGAGAUGAUUCCUCCAACAAUUCUUACUGAUCUUUUAAAAAAGAUAACUGGAGAUCUGGCAUGUGAUAUAACAUCUGCUGAUGUUCGAUGCUCUGUUUUUAAAUGCCUACCAAUAAUUUUGGAAAACAAACUAAGUCACCCACUCCUGGAACAGCUCCUGCCUGCAACCAAACAGAGUCUUCAUGACAGUUCUGAGAAGGUGCGAGUGGCUUUUGUGGAAAUGCUGCUCAAAGUGAAGGCUACCAAGGCUGCUAAGUUCUGGAAUAUCUCUCCCAUGGAGCAUCUCCUGUCUCGCCUUGAAGCUGACUCCCGGCCGGUGUCGCGGCGCAUCGUGAAUCUCCUGCUGAACUCCUUCUUCCCCAGUGCCCAGCCCGAGGACGUGUGGUGUGAGCGCUGUGUCACUCUGAUCCAGAUGAAUCCAGCAGCAGCCAGGAAGUUCUAUCAAUAUGCCUAUGAAUUCACUGCCCCCACCAAUAUAGCUAAAUUGAUGCUCACUAUUCGACGCUGCUUGAAUGCCUGCAUCCAGAAAGCAAUGAAAGAGAGUCUUCAUGAUAGUGGGGAUGAUGAUGAAGAUGGAAGUGAAAAGGAGAACAGCAGUGUGUUGGAUAAUGUGUUGUCAGUAAAUGAUGUGGCCAGCAUGGCAAGUUUGUUGGAGAUCACUGUAAUACUCUGGAGAAGCAUCCGCAAAGCACUAGAUCACAAUGAAGAUGCCAAAGAUUAUGCUAUCAGGAAGUUUGCUUCUGUACUUCCUGAAUAUUUUAAAGUAUUUCAGGAUGAGCGGUGCAUGGCUCCACUGAUUAUUCUGGCAUCCUUUAUGCCCCCUGCUGCUAUUCCUACAUUCAGCUGUGGUGUGGUUUCCAGACUCAGAAAUAUUGACAGUGGAGCUGACCAAAGCAAAUAUUCUAUGCUGAUCGACUGCCUGUGCCACUGGGGUCAAGCGGGGCACGUUAUGGAAUUAGCCUGCGACUGGCUGUCUGACUCACUCACCCCAACAAAGAAUACUAAAACAUCUGGGCGUCGAGUACGUAUCCAUGUAACACAUGAAUCAAAGCCAGACUUAGCAAUUGAUUACAUUGAGUAUUUAUUGACUCAUCCUGUCAAUUGUGGUUGCCUCCUUUCUCUUCCUAAAAAUAAACUGAAGAAGCUUUUGAAAAUCCUCGGUGCUGCAAAGAGGGUUCUUGGCUCAAUUCUGAAGGGAGCAGAUUCUGGUGGCUGGAAUCAAGCAACCAGCCUAAGAGCCUUCAGCCUCUUUUGCAGAUUGACUAUUCAUCUUCAGCACAAGUUUUCUGAAGAAGGAGAAGAUCACCUUUCACUUCUGAAGGAGACAGGUGCUUGGAUAGAAAGUCAAGUUGUACCUUUUAUACUAGCAAGUGGUCAAGAGGAUGGUAUUUCAAAACACAGCGAUGUUUCUGAAUUAAUUAUCCAGGCCUACCUGACAGUGUGUAAAGAUGUCAUAAUGGUGGGCCUGGGAAAUGUCACGUUUCAAGCACACCUUUUAGAAAUGGCUCUUCAGAUUAUGCAAACAGAGAGAGGUGGCUUUUGUGCUCCAGUGUUGCUGUGUGCUCUAAAAGAAAUUAUUGAAGCUUCUUUAAAUCAGAAUACUGAGACAGAGGAAGUGACAAAUCUUUUCCACACUCUGCAGAAUGUCUUUCAGAAAAUUUUAGAAUGUGUGGCACAUAGACUUAAGAAAGAACAGGAAGAAGGAAUUCAGUUGAUUCACUCUAUUCAGAUGCCUCUUGGAGAAUUCAUCCAUGCACUGCAGUGCUGGCAUUCCUCAUUCCCAGCAGUUCACCAGGGUGUACUCUCCACUCUCCUGGCUGCAAUAGUAGCAGAGAUAAAUUGUGUGCUACAGAAGGCUUCCAGUGAAAGAGACUUGAUUAUGCCAAAGACUAUUUCAGAUCUUCCCCCUCUUUCAAGCAGUUUAAUGGCUGUAAUUAUGAAGUCAGUUAAUGUUGUCAGGUCAAUUUUAAAUGAAUUAAUGGAGUGCAUUCUCUCUGAAGAAAUUGAAGGGAUUUUUAGUCUAACUGCUACUGUCUGCAUUGUGAUUAUAAUUAAAGGUAAGCACAAAACUUCACUUCUAAAGGAUAUUGCACCUGCCAUUCAAAGGAAGCUAAUAAUAUGCAAGGAUGCUGCCACAGGAGAAUCCAGCAGCACUGAAAGAUUCCUGUAUGAAUCAUCUCUGAAAAUUUUGGAUGAGUUUUUGAAUCCUUGAAGUUUUUGUUAUGAAAAUUGAGAGAUGUAUUGCUUUGUAAAAAACUUACCUUGUAAACUUGUGAAUUGCUUAAUAUUGUUUUCUGUUAAUCUGUACAUUUAAAGGAAGCAAAAUGUAUAAAAGUGUGUACAGACAUUAUGUAAUGUAAAGAUUUUUCAACAGCUGCAAAGGGGUUAUUCUGUAUACAAAUGUCUUCUUGGGGGGAAUGUAAAAUCAGAAUUUUUGUAUCUUUGUUUUUGUAAAACAAAUAAUAAUUGUAUCAUAGAUACUCUUGAGACUGAAGUUGCAUGUAACCUCAGUUCCUGGGAGGACUAGAGCAUAUUCCUAGGGGUUAUGGAAAUGAAUCUUAUUUUGAGAUAUGUGAGGGUCAAAAUAGUGAUUGAGAAUAGCCAUCAUGGCUUUACCAGGGGCAAACUCUGCCUAACCAACCUGACUUCCCUCCCUUUUGUAGAAGAGAGAGCACAGCAUGUCCUGUUUCCUAUCCUUGGCAAAGACUUUUACACAGUCUUACACAGUAUCCUUACAGCCAAACUGGAGAGAGUUGGGAUGGAUGGGUAGACUUGGAAGAUGAGUGGAAAACUGGCUGGACCAUCAGAGUGGAGGAAUAAUCUGCUAAGGAGUGAGAUUGGCAGCUGUGGCACUGCUGAGGGCGGGCCCUGCUGCCAGGGUAGGUUGGUGACAGGGUGAGCAGCAGAUGACAGCAGCUGGGAGCCACAGCUGACACUGAGGGGCAUCUCCUGAUGUUCAGCAAAGACCUGGAGCUGAUGGGACAAAUCUUGCACCACCCACACAGGCAUCUGCAUGAGAGCAACUUCUUGCUGCCUGCACCGGCCUGCAGGAGGGUAAAGGAAAGACUUUCCCCAGAGAUGAAUGAAGGAGAAUGUGAGGCUGCAGAAACAAUUUGAGCAAGAGAAUUUCUUGUUGGACAUGAAAAACAAUCAUUAUGAGAGGGAAAUGGAACUGGAAGAGGUUGCUCAGAAAGCUUGUGGAAUACCCAUCCUUGGAGAUGUGCAGAACUUGGCUGACAAGGAGGGAGGGCUCUGACCUUCCAUGGUGUUACAGCUUUGGAGUUAACCCGGCUGAGCUAGGGAUUGGACCAGAUUCUCCCCUGAGCUUCUUCAUAACUUGAAUAUUUGGGUGAUUCAGUGCCCAGUACACUGGGGGGAAAUGUCUUAACUAUUAAACAUAGGCUUGAGUAAUAUAUAAAUUGUUUUAUAUUUAGCUAUUUUUAAAAAUUAUACCUAUUUUGAUCAGUUAGUACUAACAAUGCCGAUAAUGCAGGCAUCUAAGCCACUUAUUUUCUUCAUGCAAACAGAUGCUCUGCCAAUGAUGCCUUGUGAAGGCUGUCCUAGAAUAGAGGCUAGACAUUGUUAAAGGAAUAAAGUAGGCAUUUAUAAAAGGCCUCAAUGGAUACACCUUGGGCAGUACAAGAGCCCAGCCGGGGCUACAUCCAAGAUGAAACCGAAAUGGCCACAAAUUGUGAAGAAAAGAGAUAAAAAUAAAGGGAAAUAGAACCACCCAGCCAGUCCCUGGGCAGUGCCCUCUCCACAACCUCCCCCCCAGUUUAUUGCUGAGCAUGAUGCCAGAUGGUGUCAGACAUCACUUUGGUCACUUGGUGUCCCCUGUCCCAGCUGUGUCCUCUCCAGCCUCCUUAGGUGUGGGGUGAGAAGCAGAGAGGCCAUGAUGCUGUGUAAGCCCUGCUCAGCAGUAGCUAAAACAUCCCUGUGUUGUCAGCACUAUCUGCAGCACAGAUCUGAAAUACAGCCCUAUACCAGCUACUGUGAAGGAAUUUAUCUCAGCCAGAACCACAGCUCCUGAUGCUUUAGUUUUGUCUGGUUUAGGAGAUUUAAUCGGAAUUUCCAGAAAACGAUUCAUCCACAGAACAAAGUCACAUCCUCCAGCUUAGACCUGGAGGCCUGCACAUGAAGCUCUUGGUUAUCUACAAUUAAAUGAAGUAAUUCUCAGGGUGGGCCUGUGCCAAUGGCUAUUGAGUCUCCUAUGUUACUGAGUGGUACUGACACUGAAGUUAACCAAUCUAGCCAAAUUAAGACAGGCUCUUCAUUCUUGAUUAAGAUUUGUGCAAAGCUGUACCUCCCAUCUGUCUAAACAAGCAUCUACUCUGCUGGUUUUCUUUCCAUGGUAAGAGACUAAGAUUUUUUUCAAUAUCUGCUGUCAGUGCAAACAUCAGACCCAUACCUGGGUCGAUACAUAAAACUUCCUUACUGGAUAAAAGCUGUUUUACCUGGAAUGUUGAUAUUUAAAAGCAAUACAGUUCUUAAUAAACUGGCAAACUUUGCAACAGGAUAGUCUGUGUGUGCAUGGAUUCAUGAGUUCCAGAUUUACCUCCUCCACAACAGUGGCCUGACCAAAGGAACUAAUGCUGCCCCAGCAGGUAGCUGCAAAUCUGCCAACUGUUUAUCUAUCAGCAUCUUUAUAAAAACUGUGUUCUUUGGCUUUCAUUCUUCUACAUCUGUUAACAGGCAGGUGUUCUGGUAAUGACCUUUUAAAUCUUCUGAUUAUACAAAUUACUCAAUGAAUAUGUAAAUAAGUUUCUUUUUUUUGCUUCUCAUUCUCUCAGUAUUUGCUCAUAUCAUUAGAUUAGAAAGCAAUCCAAAUUUACUGCCUUGUUUUCCGUCAGUGUAUAGUUUUGGUUUUUUCCUGGAAUUCAUGGUACAGAUGCAAUAGCCGUGUCAGCUAGGAAGGAAAUAAAAGGCCAUUCCAUCAACAUAAGAAAUAUAUGGAUUUCCUUUGAAGAACUCAGAGGUGAUACUGCUAGGUAGGGUAAAAUACUUAAAGAUACACCUUUGUCUUCCUGAUGGCUGGUACUCAAGUGAUUCUUAAGAGGAUUGAAAUAAUUUUCUGUUAGUCCUGCAGCUGGUGAAUGUAUUUCAGCUCAAUUUCUAGUCCAGCUCUACUAAACUGCUCUGCCAUGAAAAAUCAUUGGCUUUCUGCAACACAAAUAAUGGUGGUGGCAUUCCUUGAGUCAAGGCCUAUCAGGGCUUUCUCCUUAGGCCUUUAUGGCAAAUUUCACAAGAAUAUUGGAGAGGUUCUAUGUUUCACUUGCUGUUCUCAUUGCAAACUUAAUCUUGCAAAAAUUUAAAUCUACAUUCUCCUUCUGUUUGGAAGAGUCAAAUAAAUAGGACAUUUCUUAAGCUGUUACCUUUUGUAAGCCUGUAAAACAGAUUUGUUUCAUCUUAUUAAUCAAAAGUGCUCUUGGGGAAGAGGUGUUGUUCUUUGGGUAUGUUUGAAAACUUGCCUUAAUCUUUGAGAUCUGUUCAGCUUUUUGAAGAAGUUGAACCUGACUUUGAUUAAUAAAAUUGCUUGAAAAAUGAGCAAGAAAUCACCAGUCUAUGACACUCCUUUGGGCACUGGCACUGGCAGGUGCUGGUGAUGAAGAGCCGCCCACAGAAGAAACAUUCUGGACACAGUUGUACCUGUGAGGGCCAUGUCAGGAGCUCUUCCCUUUGUGCAUAUGCAUUCAGGAUCAAUGAGACUGAAGAAUAAAUAACUUUAAAUAACUUUAAACUACUUUCAGUAAUCAACAUUGUUUGUAAGGACUUGGGCCCUUUUUGUAAUGACAAUGUUCAUUUGCUUUGUUGUCUGGAUGGGAAACAAAGCCCUGCAUCUGCCACCUAUCACAGCUUCAACUUGUGAGCUAAGGAAAACCAGGAGAAAUUCUCAAGCUUCUUCCUUAGCAAAUAAAUGUCUUCAGGUAUGGAUCCAAGCACACAAACCUUCAGAAUAGCCAGGGAAGUUAAAAAAAUUCUACCUUGCACCUGUUGUUUACUUCAUGAGAGCUGCAACUCACUUUAUAUUUAAACUCCCAUGUGCUGCUCUCAAGUGUUCUGAGGUCUUUUGACUUUCAGAAGGAAAUCAGACUAAUUUUGACAAAAUCUUUCACCUUACCUGAAGGAUGCUUAGUGACGGACACUCCUGAUAAUGACUGUGAUGUGAAACCAUGACACACAGCAGUGAACUUCUCAUAUUCUUUGCUGGUCUGCUCCAGUGUCUUGCAGACCAAGACCAUUGCAGAGUCCAGCGGUGCCUGUGCCAAUCUAGGAGCCCCCGUUGUGGCAGCUGCCCAUGUCUGAGAGAAGAGCAUGGCUUAGCAGUGGCACCUGGACAACCAGCUGGCCAAGGGCAGCUUUCAGGAACAGCUGCAGAAAUUUCCACUGGAGGCCAGCAGUUCUUCAGGUUCAUUAAGCCCUUGCAAAUAGGCACAGAUCUUGCCUAAUCUCUGGAUAAGAAUUCUUGGUCCUGCGCUCUGUGUGGCUGCUUGUCUGAGCGUGACCUGAGGCAGAGCCCCAGGCUUCCAGCAGUGCUGUAGCUUUGGCUUUCAUUUACUCAGCAGUCACUGGGGGGGUUUCACUUGGUUAGGGUGUUCAGCAUAGAUGUGUUCUGGGUCUUCUCUAAUCAGCAUCCUUUAUCUCUCCAGUUCCAUAUCAUGGUUCUAGAAAAGUUGCAAAAAUUAUUUGCUGUGGCACUCAGGAAAUUUCACUCUGUGUAUCUGUCACCACUGUUUGAAAAGAGUGUGGCAGUAGGAGUUCUGUUACUUUUAUUUUGUUACUGCUCAUAACUCUAGUAAGCAAAAGCUGUUACCAAUCUUUUUCUCUUGUGUCAUUAUUUUUAACCAGAGGACCACCUUUUUCUUAGAACUUAGUUCUCAAACACAUGAUGUAACAAUUGUUUAUUUCAUGGUGCUUGCAUUACUUAAAAUGACAAUUUUCUAGAUUCUUCCUAUGUAAAAUUCUAGUAUUUUGUUUUAUACUCUGUCAACUUGUCCCAGUUUCAAAUAUAUGUUCAAUUUUUUUCUGCUGUCAUUAAUGAAAAUAUUAAAUAAGAUGCUGUUCCAAAAUAUCAUUAGUAAUUACUUUUCAGCCUAAUCUAGUUCCCUCUUCCGUUCAGUUGGUUCCUUACCCAUCUUACUACACUUACAAUAAAUCCUUGUCUUGGGUUAAUACAUUUUUAUUAUGCUGCAGUAGCAGAUGCUCUGCUGUAAAGCCUUACAUUUUAAGCAGGUACAUUUUAGCAGUUCUUGCUGGAGAGGUACCUGAAUCCUGUGUGACCCCAUGCCCACAUCAAAGGACAUAGAGGAUAGAGCCAGCCCAGCCUCCUUCAGAGUUCUCUGCAAUGUGCAAUGAUGUGUGCUUCCUGCCUUUUGGGGUAAUUAUUAAACAUUUAGAUAAACUGUUUAUGUUAGCUCAGCUUCCAUCUGAAUAAAGAAUAUUGAUUUGGCUAUUU